Acanthocheilonema viteae is the source of this 258-nucleotide messenger RNA. The record is from the annotation of a GenBank genome assembly. NCBI's taxonomy places the organism in Eukaryota, Metazoa, Nematoda, Chromadorea, Rhabditida, Onchocercidae.
AUGGUUGGCAAUAAUCGUUUUACGAAUGGGUCAGGGGAAGAGAAGGAUUCGUGUCAGGAUAGUACCUAUGAAAGGCAGUAUGGCAUAGUAACAGAGAAAGACGAGAAUGAAAAUCCCGGUAAGGCGGUACUUCCUGAUGUAUUGAAUAGGUAUGGAGGAAGUCAACGAACAGUUCCACAUUUUACAGCAGGUGUAGUAGCAGUCGAUGAUCGUCUCGGAAACUUGUCGAAUAAAUAUUCUCGGCAGAAAUUUGAAUAG